AUGGCCGCAUAUCGUGACCAAAAGCCCUCGACGACUCAUCUCAACGCGCCGCUCGCUUAUGAUGGUGGCUUUGACUCCCACGUAGUCGUCGCGAGCCGGCCCAGCCGACUCGCUUGGACGGCCGGCAUCAUAGGGAAGAAGCCCGACGGCUCUCUGCCGGAGAAGUUCAGUGACCAAGUGAAGCUCGCAGUCGAGAAUCUGCUUGAAGCAAUGAAAGCGGCGGGGAUUUCUCGGCAGCAUUUGGUGCAAAUCAACAUGUACGCCGUCGACUGGUCGCCGGAGAAGGCCGCCGAAAUGCAGCCUCACAUUGCAAAGCUCCUCGUCCACGGUGACGCCGCCGUUCGACCCGCCUCCAUGCUCAUACCGGUCGGUUCACUGGCGUAUCCGGGCCUCAAGUUCGAGAUUCAAGUCUCGGCAGCGGUGCCAGGUCUCAGCCGGCCAUGGCAGCCGGGAAAUGCCGCUGUGACAUACCCGAUCCCGCUCCGGAAAGUCGAUGUCGUCAUAGUCGGGGCCGGAUUUUCGGGCCUCAUGGCCGCGAAUGACCUUCAGGCCGCUGGCUUUACGACACUUGUUUUCGAAGCUCGCCACCGAAUCGGAGGGCGGAGCCACACGCAUCAGCUCUCCAGUGGGCCGGGACACAUCGAACUGGGAGCUACUUGGAUCAACAAGACAACUCAAACAAAGAUAUACGGCCUUGCUAAAAAGUUUGGUUUAGAGCUUGUUGAGCAGUGCUUAUCUGGAGAGGCUAUCAUUGAGCUUCCAGACGGAACCACAAUUCGGACAGCUCCUGAUGGAAUCGGCCAGGGAACCGACGAAACAAUACUGCAAGCUUUGGAGCAAGCAGCGACCGAAGUUGACGGUGCUACGAUUAAUAUUCGCGAUCCCUCUUGCUGGCCGAAAGAACUCGAUGUUUCCAUGGAGGAGUGGAUGACGCUCAGAGGACUCAGCAACAUGGCUAGACUUUUCGUGAACUCUAUCUUGCUAGUCAGCUUCGGCCGGCCUGCUGGUCUCAUCGGUGCCCACUAUGCGCUGGAUUACCUCAAGUCUGCCGGGGGGUGGGAGAGCGUCUCCUCCGAUGGGCCGAAGGGGUUGCAGAAUCUGAAAAUUCGGGAAGGAACCUCUGCCAUUGCUCAUGGUCUAGCCGCGGAGAUGACACCCGGAUCUAUUCUUCUUGAAAGCCCGGUGAAGAACAUCCAUCAAUACGACGACCAUGUCAUCGUCACAACUGGCCACGGCGAGGCCGUACAAGCCAAGAAGGUCAUCAUGGCUAAUCCAACUAACACAUAUGGAUAUAUCGACUUCAUGCCGCCAUUGCCAUUCCCCAAGGCAGCUCUUGUUUCUCAGACGUUGCCGGGAGUUUACGCUAAAGUGGUUUUGACUUACGCCAAGCCCUGGUGGAGAGAGAUCGGUCUUGUCGGGAAGUUCAUCAGCUCAGUAGGCCCUAUCUGCUUCUCGUGGGAUAUAUCUGACCUGAAAACUCCCCACUACUCCCUCGCGGUCUUCGUUGUAGGGCCUGUAGCUGAAGAGUGGCAUAAGCUGAAUGCGCUUCAAAGGCGGCAGUCAGUCAUUGAUCACCUCAAUCGUCUUGUCGGGCCGGAGUAUGGCCACUUGGCCUACGAAGUGGUUGAGGUUAACGAGAUGGAAUGGACCAAGGAGGACUACAUCGGCGGGGCGCCAACGUCAUGCAUGGGACCUGGCCUUCUAUCUAGUUACGGUGCCCAUUUCCGUACGCCAUUCAAAAAUGUUCACUUUGCUGGCGGAGAAACCAGCUACGAGUUCAAGGGGUACAUGGAGGGGGCUCUGUUGGCUGGGUCGAGGGCAGCUGAUGAGGUCAAGGCAUUAUUGAAGUCCGGGGUGUCUUUCGCUGGGAAACUUUGA
Messenger RNA from Colletotrichum truncatum, 1878 nucleotides. RefSeq names its product amine oxidase. Gene Ontology annotation, molecular function: oxidoreductase activity. The record is from RefSeq and is a predicted model, not a curated record. Lineage: Eukaryota; Fungi; Ascomycota; Sordariomycetes; Glomerellales; Glomerellaceae.